Messenger RNA from Puccinia graminis f. sp. tritici CRL 75-36-700-3, 1236 nucleotides. RefSeq lists its product as uncharacterized. Bases 13 to 1005 code for a protein of 330 amino acids. The record is from RefSeq and is a predicted model, not a curated record. Lineage: Eukaryota; Fungi; Basidiomycota; Pucciniomycetes; Pucciniales; Pucciniaceae. The transcript is spliced from 5 exons.
AUACUUGAGACCAUGUCCUCAUCCAAGCUCGAUCUUCUCGAGCAGCAGGCCAUCAACCCUGCCAAUUAUGGACUCAUCCAUCUCUAUGAUCCAGAUAACAGAUUGACUGCAUUCGAGUCGGGCGACUUGGAAGCUCGUUCCACUGUCAUCUUCAUCGGCGGUCUUGGUGAUGGGCUAUGUGCUGUUCCAUACAUAGACUUACUCGCUCCAGCACUCGAAGAAGUCAAUUUCUCCCUCAUCCAGGUCUUACUCUCGUCUUCCUACGCUGGAUUCGGAUUCGGUAGCAUCGAGAAAGAUGCUCAAGAGAUACAAAAAUUACUCAACUAUCUCAGAACUAUCGGCAAAUCUCAAUUCGUAUUGCUUGGACAUUCAACUGGUUGUCAGGAUAUCAUCAAGCUUUUCAACGCCCAAAAUGGCUCAGCCAACUCUAACUCGUUGGACGGAAUCAUGGCCAUCAUCCUCCAAGCCCCCGUCAGCGAUCGUGAAUACAUAUUAGACACUUUGGGAGAGGAAACAUACCAGAGAUCCUUACAAGAAGCUCAGAAGCUUGUCGACGCCGGCCAAGUCAACGCAGCGAUUCCCUGUGAGUUUUCGGACAUGUUUUCGGGUGGACGAUGUGCGAUCUCAGCUUCAAGGUGGCUCAGUCUGGCCAGAUCAUUGCAAGAUUAUCCAACAGGCGAAGACUUCUUUUCCUCUGACCUUCCCCUAGAACUCCUCGCGACUCACUUAGCACCGGUGGCCCAGAAUGGGGUGGCAGCAAUGGUCUUGAUUAGCGGUAGAGAUGAGACGAUGCCCGGCACGGUUGACAAAGAACGUUUACUUCAACGUUUGGUCGACGCUCUCACUUCCUCAUCCAAUCCUGAUCACGAACAUUUAAAACCGAUUGCUGAGAGCUGGAGUGCCAUCUUAUCUGGUGCAGGCCAUCAAGCUGAAGAGGUUAAACAAGACAUUUGCACUCGAAUAGUUGAUUUCAUUGGUGGCGCUUUAGCAUGUUUAGAACUGUAAUCAUCAUGUCUCUCUCUCCCUCUAGAUUCAAUUCCAACGGGUCGUAGAACUGAAACACCACGCAGGCAAAAAUUGUUUCCUCUUAUCCUUUCAGCAUACUCUAUCUGUUUCCAUGAUCGAGAUUCUAAACGCCGCACUUUGGUGAAAUCUUUGACUGAUUUUGGACAACUUGUUUAAGUGCCCACUGAGAUCCUCAAAGGAGUGCAAUUAAAAGUUCACGUAUUCAACGUG